Messenger RNA from Nerophis lumbriciformis (worm pipefish), 3409 nucleotides. RefSeq names its product leucine rich repeat containing 71 (gene lrrc71). The record is from RefSeq and is a predicted model, not a curated record. Lineage: Eukaryota; Metazoa; Chordata; Actinopteri; Syngnathiformes; Syngnathidae. Gene Ontology annotation, molecular function: protein binding.
UUAUCAUUGUAUACGGAAGUAACUUGAACAAUUUUCGUCAAGGUUUGUAAGUAUAUUACUUACUUUGCGCGCUGCAAUACCGAAACAACAAUAAACGAACAUGUCACAUUUAAAGAUUUCAGUCAUUCCCAGUGCCACUGGCAGGAUUUAACUGUAAAGUCCGUCGUCGCUUCGAUUCAAUGUUGCCAUAGUUACGCAGUGGGCGCUUUCACGAGGGACGCGGGAAGGGCGUCAAACAUGGCGAGGAAGAAACAAACCAAGGACAAGGCAGAGAAGACUACCUCUGAAGUUGAAGAGGCGGCCCCAGUGCAAACAGCAGCAACUACGAAUGAAACAUCGGCUACUCGAACGUUUGAUGGUUAUGUGUGUUCUGGCAAUGUGACGACCGAUUUUCCUGCGCUCUGUGCUCUUUUGGAUAUGAAAACUAUUCCAACAUUGAAGACCAAAUCUGCCUCCUCCAACUCAGAAUUCAAGGAAGGUGGCAGACUGUCCCACAAAAAGGCUGCACGUGAUGUGUUAAAGCCAAGUCUGCAAGUGGAGCUUGAGAAUGGAGACCCUUACAGCACUAAGACCAUGAAAGUUUUUGGAUGGAAAGCAGAAGAGCCGAUCAUCAGAGUAUUGAGCAAGAUGAUUUCCUCCAUGCAAACACUGCACAGCCUAUUUUUCUGGCAGGCAGGAUUGACUGAUCCAAUGAUUGUCACACUGUCAGACGCAUCAUGUUUAUGCAUGAGCCUCAGGAUUAUAACUUUAGAAGGCAACCCCCUGUUACAUCAAAGCCACCACCUUCUUUUGUCUGAAGGAAGUCUCCUCACUCACCUAAACCUGCGCAACAACCAAAUUAGAGAUGAGGGCGCAAAUCUUCUUGGGGCUGCACUCUCAACGAGCAGAUAUGCAAACUGGAGCCUCAUUUCACUCAACUUAUCAUUCAACCAUAUCGGGGAUGCAGGUGCUGCGUAUAUUGCAAAGGGCCUGCGUUUCAAUCGUUCUUUGCUGUUCCUCUCACUUUCCAACAAUCAGAUUGGUGACUCAGGAGCUACUGAACUUGCCAUGGUUCUUGGCGAGGUUGUGCUUACUCACGAAGAAAUUGUUGAAAGGCGGAAACUACUCAUGGAGAAAAUGCAUUGUUCCUCUGCUGCAGUCGAUGUUGUCCAAUCAUCUGUUGCCAAUCUGUCUACUGAGCAGCUCCCUUCCGUAGCCAGCGCCACUUCACUUAACGCCAACAAAGGGGAGAGCAAGAUCGCUGCUAAAAAGCGGGAAUCUUCAAAACCAGAUGGGAAACGUGCUCCCGCCAAAGACCAAAGGUGUCCUAAGAAAGCAGAAGGUCAAGACAUUGAGGAAAAAACACAAGUGAAUGAACAAGAGCACAAAAGACCAGUGGAGAUGGCGAGCCUGCUAGUGACUGAGUCGCCAGAGCAAAGGAACGGAGAUCUCAUUUUGCCGGGAAACACGAGCCUCGCCUCCCUCAACCUGGCAGGCAAUAGGAUAACAGAGCAGUCACUACCACAGUUCCUGUCGUCCCUGCAGUUGCAAGAUACAGGUAAAGGUCUGCUGCGUCUCUGUCUUCAGAGAAACCACUUUGCUGCCGAGUGUGAGUCCUAUGUAAAGCUACAGGAACUGAUGGCACUCAGAGACCCUCUGAAUAAAAAAAUUGAAGAGGAAGAAGAAGAGGAGGCUGAGGGCUCACAUUGUUCAGAUAGUGAAACUAAAGGAGAGAAAUAGAAUAUAUGUUUUCACUUGUACUGUUUAUAUUUUCUCAAAAGAUUUGCAACUGAUGCACAUGUUUUUAUCCAACAAAUUAGCUUUUUAUUAGUGUCCAUUAAACAGCAAUGUACAUACACCCUAUUCAAAAAAACAUUAAGUUCAAUACUACAAACUAGGGGUGGGCAAUAUUUUCCCAAUAUCAACACUACCGAUUUUAAGAGCGGUAUGAAUACCAGGCCUAUACUAGCGUGAUGAGAGCAAUAUAUUUCAGUUCUCUUCUGUGCAUUUUCUUGUUAUCUCGACUUAGAAGAAAACAAGACAUGUACAACGGUUCGGUCUGCAUCUCUGUAAACUUGUAACUUUGGAAACGGAAGUAUACAGUACACCUCACCAUUAUGGUCCAUACACAGCCCACCCCACUCAAAAAAAGAAAAAAGUCAACAAAAAGGAAACUAAAUAUACAAUACUGAACACAGCAAAGGGUGGAACUGGCGAACCAAAUGCAACUAUAUGAUUUGCCUGAGAAGCUGGACAGGACAAAAAAAAAAAAGACUUUAGUUUAAAUUGCACAUAAGCCUAAUGUGAGUAAAUGUAAUGUUAUUUUCCAUAUGUACAUUUGAAAUCUUAUCAGAUGUUUUGAGGGUUUAAAAUAUUUUUUUUCGUUUUUAUGUGUUUAGAAUUGUAAUUUAUUUAGUCUUCAAGCCAAAUCUUGUAAUGUGUUUUAUUUUGGCUUUGGAUUUAAAAACCGACCUCUGAGUUUCUUGGCAGUUUACCCAAGCGUUCCACUAGAUGGCGAUAAAUAGUCGUGUCUGUCUGACGUCCCGAGCACUGCAGAUGAAACAUAAUCAAGGAAGAAGCACAGCCAUAGAUUGAACACUUUGAAUACAUUUGCGCCAUUUAAUCACCAAUAUACACAGUCGUAUCCAAUAAAGUGGACAAGUAUUGUCAUUGAAAAUAUAAAUAUGCAGAAUUGAUUAAUGGCUAAAUGUCCCUUAAUUGACCAACUGAGUACAUUCCCCAGAGACAACUGAGUAGCUAAUAUUUAAUUGGGUCAUUCAGAAACAUUAACAGAAAAAGUACAACAUAAUAUAAUACAGAAUAAUAUACACUAUAUUGCCAAAAGUAUUUGGCCACCUGCCUUGACUCACAUAUGAACUUGAAGUGCCAUCCCAUUCCUAACCCAUAGGGUUUAAUAUGAUGCCGGUCCACCUUUUGCAGCCAUUACAGCUUCAACUCUUCCAGGAAGGCUGUCCACAAGGUUGCAGAGUGUGUUUAUAGGAAGUUUCCACCAUUCUUCCAAAAGCGCAUUGGUGAGGUCACACACUGAUGUUGGUGGAGAAGGCCUGGCUCUCAGUUUCCGUUCUAAUUCAUCCCAAAGGUGUUCUAUGGGGUUCAGGUCAGGACUCUGUGCAGGCCAGUCAAGUUCAUUCACACCAGACUCUGUCAUCCAUGUAUUUAUGGACCUUGCUUUGUGCACUGGUGCACAGUCAUGUUGGAAGAGGAAGGGGCCCGCUCCAAACUCUUCCCACAAGGUUGGGAGCAUGGAAUUGUCCAAAAUGUUUUGGUAUCCUGGAGCAUUCAAAGUUCCUUUCACUGGAACUAAGGGGCCAAACCCAAACUACUGAAAAACAACCCCACACCAUAAUUCCUCCUCCACCAAAUUUCACACUCGGCACAAUGCAGUUCGAAAUGUACCGUUCUCCUGGCA